This is a messenger RNA of Nematostella vectensis (starlet sea anemone), 6568 nucleotides long. RefSeq lists its product as uncharacterized. Gene Ontology annotation, molecular function: G protein-coupled receptor activity. The record is from RefSeq and is a predicted model, not a curated record. Gene Ontology annotation, biological process: cell surface receptor signaling pathway; G protein-coupled receptor signaling pathway. The transcript has a single exon. Lineage: Eukaryota; Metazoa; Cnidaria; Anthozoa; Actiniaria; Edwardsiidae. The coding region runs from base 2480 to 5566 and encodes 1028 amino acids. Gene Ontology annotation, cellular component: membrane.
UCUUGUUGUGUUUAUUUUGAAUUUAUGAAUUUUUUGGGUUGUGGGUACUUCCCAAAGCCGGUACAGGCCGGUUGAUUGGUCAAUGUGUUAAUGGAAAUAAAUACCUCUGAAGGAGUAAAUUUCUUGCUGAUUCUAAAUUAGGUGCUUUUUGUUAGUUGUUUUUUUGGUUACAAAAGAGCGCGCGUGAGUCUUACCUAAAAAAUGUCGCGAGAGAGAAAAUAAAAGCAUAAAAUCAUAUGUUUUUGGGCGCGUUUUUUCCUUUCAUUCUGGAAUGGGAAUGGUUGGUAGAGAAUGUUCAGAAUGGCAUUCGAGUCAUCCUGCUACAUUAAGCAGAAUGGGUGAAAUGGCCUUUAUUCCAUUCCGGAAUGGGAACGCGAGAUAAACGAACGCGCGCUUUUUCUAUUCUAAUCAUUCUCAUUCCGGAAUCACGAGUAAAAAAACGCGCCCUUACUUACCCAUAAUGGACAUUUUGUUAUUAAAACCUAGUACGCUGCGAAUUUCCCGGUGUCACGUUUCUGCCCUUCGGGGUUUAUUAUGGCACCAGACCAAUUGAUUACGAUUAUUCGUUUUUAUAUCCCAGUGAUGAAUUUUUACGCGCGCUUAUUGGUCAAUACAGGUCACAUAACGUCCAGCCAAAGUGAUAUCUGUCCUGUGAACAUUUUUGUGCAUUCAAAACUCAAUUUUCGUCUGCUCAAUAACUCCUCAAACAAACACCAAGGUUUUCAAAACGCUAUGAAGACACAGAAAGAAAGUUUGAUUUUUUUAUAGAAUUAUCAUCAAUAUGUUUUUGAGAAUUAAUCCUGAAACGCGAAAGGAAAAGCAUCAGCGUCAGCGCGUGCGCAGAAGACAUUUCAAAAUUGAAAACGUUUGCUUCAAUUUCUAUUCCAGCUCUCGGCAGAACAAUAAGAAAACAUUCUCGGUAAAAAUCCAUCAGUUGAAAUGCAAGUUUUGAGCUUGUAGUUUUUGUUCUAAUGGAAAAAAUUGUUGCAUGGAUGCGAAUGGCAAAAAUAACAGCGCGCGCUCUUGGCGUCAUUCUGGUGCACGUCGGCGCGGGCAGAAGACACUUUUCGGAUUUUCAGUGUAGUAACUGAGAUAUGAAAUAAAUAAACCCCUUCUUUGGCUUACUGGGAUAUCGGUGGAUAAUGUCCGCCAAUGAGAAAUGGUCCUUAAAAUUUCACAGUUGCCCUCGAGGCUUCGUUUCUCGGCCAACUGUUCGUUUUUCGCACCAUUUCUCAUCCUUGGACAUUAUCCGCCGAUAUCCCAGCCGCCAGAAGGGUUUUAUUUACUAAAUACCUAGAUCUGGCUGAUAUGAUAUUGUUCAGUUGGACCUCGGUAUCUGUUAACUUUCGUUUUCUUGAAUAAGAUGUUGUGAAAUUGAGUUAAUAGACCGUUGAUUUGUCUAGAAAAAUUUGUUUUUGAUUUUACUAAUUUGUUUUUCAUAUUUCUAUCUAUUGUUUAAUCCGGUCUAGCAAAACCUGUGAAAUGUUUGCGCCUUAUUAUUUGUUAUAUGACCGAAAGGAAGUUGUUGCGAGUUUAUUGAAAUUGUUCGCCAUUUCCAAACUCCAUUUCCUUCUUUGUAUAGUCGAUCUGUUUCUCUGAUGCAAAACGCAACGCAGUGCUUUUUUUAAGCACCCUUCCACCAAACAUACUAUAUUGAGUUUUGAAAACUCAAAUUUCUCAAUUCAUUAUCACGUCAGGAUUCCAAUAUGUUCUGAGUGCGCUAUUAAUUUCAACUUAAACCCUAAAAGUUAAUGAAAUCUAGACUUCAAUUUUGGGUGAGACAUUCACUGACUAGCCAAUUCCGGUUUUUUGCUUGAAAUCUACCUUAAUGAGCCCGUUUGAAGGAAAUGAACAGCGAUUAAAAAUCACGCUUUUUAAUCUCGUGAACAUAGUUUUAUUUCAUUUUCUGAUGUGAAUGAACACAUUUUAGUUUUCGGAGGCUUUUUGGUACAAUUACGUCACCUGCGCUGCGAAAAGCCAUUUUGAUGUUUACGUAUUGUGACGAGCUUAUUUCACUGUCGCUAUCUUUUAUUACACGGAACCCAGUUUAGUGCCUACUGCGCCUUAGUGAUUGACAAACAGUAAGGCCGCAAGCCAUUUGAGUGUUUAGCCGGCAAAACACAUAAAGCAUAAUGACCGCAGUGUAUAAAUUAAGUGGGUUUCAAAACAACCUAAUGAUAAAAAGACCAAUUCAUCGCUGGGUCCCCGUCUUUUCAGGCCAAUCAACAUCUGGCUUUUUUAACAGUAAAACCCAUUUAGAUGUUGAGCGUUCUACUGGCAUCAUCAACACUACCAGUUGAGAGAAACCAUUUCAACGCCAAGAACCCAUUUGAGUGUAGAGCAUCCAAUAGGCCACCUCGACACCAGCAUCCAUUUCACAUUACGCAAACAUCAAGUUGAAUAUUUUGGGGUGUCGAGAUCUGCGGUUGCGAAACUCUUUUUUUUCGUUGACUGAAGAACAAAUUCUAUCGCUGCAGUAAUGUCCUGGCGAUUCUAUCAUUUGUGGUUUUUAUUUCUGAUCUGUUUGGUUGGCCUUUGUGACUUAAAGCUUGCGCCAGUUGAUGUCAAGAAAUCAGAUCGGGCUAUCACGGGCGAAAGAAGAAAUGAGGAAAAAUGGAAAGAUAAAAACGAGAGACAUAAGGACCAAGGAAUUGCCACAAGAGUUAGAGCAAUGGAAUCUCCAGUUUUAAGAAGAAGUGGAAUUACCAAAACGACGAGUUUUUAUCCCGUGGUAAAAGAUACAGCAAAGCUUUACCACCGACAUAAAUCUAGCACUAAUGGCCCAGCGUUCAGAAGAAGGGAAAGAGCCUUCACGAAAAGGGAAGCUAUUCAAUCAGAUAAUGAGAGACGCAUCGAAAAUGAAUAUGAACUGAAGAGAAUGGAUUCGGUUCGUUUAACAAAUGCUCAGCUAUCUGGUCGAUCAGAGGAAAUUGACCUCUCAGACUUGCUACGAGAGGCGAAAUUUAUAAGAAAACGCCGAGCUAUCGCGGCGUCUGCACAGCUUAACAGUGAAAUAUCGGGGAAUGAUACGAGUGGAUGCGCCGGUUAUGUUUCUUGCCGCGGAAAGUGCUCAGACCGACGGGCGUACCAAGACGACGACUUGCAGAGAUGUUUCUGCGAUGUCUCAUGUGAGUUGCAUGGUGAUUGUUGCGCGGGUUACUACACCGCCUGCAACUCGAGCUCAGGCACUCGCAACUUGGCGAAUGAUAGUAGCAUUUCACAUUACGCCCACACAAACGCCUCGAUUCCGGCUUUCAGAUCCAAGCAUAUGGAAAAGUCCAUUUGGCAGUGUACUGCGUCCGUCAACCGGAAAAUCUGGAUGAUUGCAGAUUGCCCGGAAGCAUGGCCACGUGAUAAAACCUCCGCAAACUGCACUAAAGCUCCUUUCUAUUCUAAUCACCUCACAGCAGAAAGCUACAGCUACGCACUUCCGGUAUUUACCCGCGAUGGUCACGUGUACCGUAACAAGUUCUGCGCCCGUUGCCAUGGUGAUGUCACAGUAGAGCCUUAUGGGAUUGCUUUCGACUGUAGUGUGAUGCCGCCUUCUGAUUACAGCAAAGAGGAACAGCUGAGGUUCCUUCUAGCGUACUGCCACUCUGCCAUAUGGAUACCACUUGAUCGUCAGCCAAGGCGGUAUUGUCCACUUUCCAAGAACUCCUGCCCGUACAACGCCUCGGAGUUCCUUUCCAGGAAGUGCCACUCGGGUGCGACUGGCCUUGUAGUGGGCGCAGCCAACACGACGUACAAGAACCGUUUCUGUGCCGCCUGCAAUGGCGAGCGACACGUCAGCUGCGGCUCAGCGCUUUUCAGCGGAAAACAAAGGGGGCCAUUCGGAAGUAGUGGGUAUCACAAACCAAUUUCUCCACACGGCCUGUCAAGCAAGGACUUCUCCCUCAUUUUCGACUUUGGGGAAAACUCGAGAGCCGAGAAAACCGUCAGCAUAAAUUGCCCGGAACAGACGCCUAUUUUCGAUCCUUAUUUGGAAGAGUGUCGCAAGGGGUUUGUGCCGUCACCCAGACAUGCAGCCUUUGAUAGUUACAAACUUUGUUUCCACAUGAGAAUUGAAGGGUCCGAAACUAUAAGUCUUUCUAAGAAAGAUUUCCUAGAAUUCGGGCAAGUACGCUUUGGAGUUUACCGACCAAUGGUGUCUAAAUUUAGUAUAACUCCAUUAGACGAGCGACAAAUCAAAGUUAAAUUCAUAAUUCGUACAUUAGGUGGUACAAAUUUUAGCAUGAAAUUUGACUUAACUGAACCUAUCCGAUUUAACACGUCCAACAACUCGUACUUGCUUUUUCGAGUUACAAAACGAGUUCUGACUUGCGUCAAACUAGUCGAGUACCACAGAAGCGAGUACACAAUUCUCACAGAUCAGAGUUCAGCUAUAUACAUCAACCAAUCAGGAGAGGUGUUCAAGUCGCAUGACUUCUACUUUGGUAAAGAUGACCGGGUUCUAAUAUGCAAGAGACGGCUGUCACUCCGUAACUAUAGCAACUGCUCAGGGUCCUUCAUCAAGAUUGGACUUGAGGAGUUCACAGUGGACACUAAUGGUUCUAUUGUGGUUCACAGCACGAAGAAUGUCUACCCACCAGGUCGGUUCGUGAUGAGUAAAAAUGGCGUCUUGAUUUGUGUGGACUAUGCGACGUCAUACAGCCGAUCAGUAACCAGGACCUCUCGAACGCUUACCCACGUGACAAACAUCUGCAUGCUCUUGUCAAUCAUCUCCCUGGCGUUCCUCAUCAUCACAUAUACCAUAUUCGACGAGCUACGUACCGCGCCUGGCAUUAAUCUGAUGAACCUCAGUACAGCAACAUUACUGGCUCAGAUUCUGUGGGUUGCGGGAUCCGGCGCCACAGGUAACCCGAGGUUGUGCGCGAUAUUGGCUGCGCUGAUGCAGUAUUUCUUUCUGGCUUGUUUCGUCUGGGCUUCAGUGAUCGCGUUUGACACUUGGAGGGCUUUUUCCGCCGGAAGUCAAAGACUUCAUUUAUCGCAUUCCAAAAACCGGAAGUUGGUCCAUUCCCUUCGUUGCAUGGCAGUUGGUUGGAUCCCUGCAAUCGGUUACAUCGCCAUCUGCCUCGCGCUCGACCAAUCAAAAAUCGUUGCCAUUGGUUACGGUAGUCCUGUCAUCUGCUGGAUCAACGACGGCCGCGCCAAUCUCUACUUCUUCGGGAUUCCCAUCGCGGUAUCCCUGUGUAUCAACGCGGUACUUUACGUGCUUACUGUCAAAGCCAUCCACGCGUCCACAGACCAUGCCUUCCUGCUCAACCAAUCACAGAACCGCCGCCGGUUUGCGAUCUACGUUCGGAUUGGCUCGUUGUUGGGGUUCACGUGGGUGUUCGGGUUCGUUGCAGGGUUCGGCUUGGACUUCCUGUGGUACCCGUUUGUCGUGUUGAAUGGGCUCCAGGGAGUCUACAUCACAGGGGCGUUUGGCUUGAGUAAACGUGCACGGGGGCUAUACCGGGACCUGUUCGGCCGCAGAGGACUGGGAAGAGCCUCGACUGGAUGCCAGAAUACGAAGUCCUCGCUGCUAAACUCCAGGAAAAAGUCAAGCACAACUACAGCCAUGUAAACGAUUUUCUUUUAUGACUAUAUUCAGACGCGUACAUAUGGGUGCGGUGUGUACGGUGCCCCCACAUACCCCCAUUGGCAGCCACGAUUGGGUCAUGUAUCAUUAGAAGACCGUAAAAUACUUCCCUUCUUCUAUAUGAUACUGCCCCCCCCCCCUCCCUAUUCUCUCCCUCACCCCAUUCCCUCCCUCAGCCAAUCCUGGGCACGUGCCUUCACAUUAUUCGCUGCACGGAUCCGCAGGUAGUUUAUAAGUAAUCGAAGCGGACGAUUUAAGGACAUUCAAAUUAUUUAAGAAUUAUAACUCAGAAAAAACGAAAAGUAGUUAUCCAAAACGAUGCAAUUAUCCAAGGAAAAAGGUUGGCAAUAAGAAAGCAAUAUAAAUAACAGUGAUAAAUUAUGAACAUCAAAUAGAAGUUAUCCUUCCUAUUUGGGUGCAGGUAUUACCCUUCAUGAUGAAUCUUAUUUUCUUUACCUGCCAAAGUUUUAGCACAAUGCUCCACAACGAAGUGCUUUCUGUUCCCGUCCUUAUCAGUGUCGUGUUCAAAGUGUGGUUUUCUUGCUGUUUAUGUCUAUUGGCCAUCAUCUCCUCCAUGUGGGAGAUGCUUGAGUGACGGACAUGCGUCAUUCAAUCCUUCUGAAUAGCCACGUCUCUGUCAGCCGCCAUUUUGACAUCCUAGCAAAAUGCCAAGCACUACAAAGCAUCCAUUUCCAUCGGCUGAUUUGGUGAAGCCUUUCUGAAAUUUUGGAUUUAAUAUGGUAGAUUUAGUAUAUAACUUUGUUUUUUUGGUGGUAAUUUCAAGAUGUUAUCACUCUAUUAGUCUUCCAUAUUGAAUAAAACAGUAAUAAAUAUUAAGCUGUAUAGCUGGUAGGGGCUCUUUAGGACCUCGAGAAAUAAAUGAGCGCCUUGGUUUCCUCUGCCUCCUAUAACAGAGACAAUACGCUUUGAUAAUUCAAUAAUGUAAUAAUGUAUGUCAAUGAUGUAAUAAAUAUUAAUGAUAAACGA